AUGAAUCGUUCAGGUGCUAACCUUCUUGAUCUACCCGAUGAAGUAUUGUUUAUUAUUUUGAAGAAAUUGCACAAUAUAGAUGUUCUCUAUUCAUUAUUUGGAAUUAAUAAUAAACGACUUGACAUUUUAGUAGAGGAUGGCAUGUUUACUAAUAUUCUCAAUUUUGGAAGAACGUCAUCAAUCAUUGAUAAGAAACUUGAUCGAUUUUACACUACUAUUUUGCCACGAAUUCAUUAUUCAGUAAAAAACUUGAUUCUCGAAGCAACAUCUAUCGAACGCAUUCUGCUUGUUGGCGAUUAUCCAAAUCUUGCUUUUUUGGAAAUUUUAAAUUUCGGACAAGAAAUAGUUAAUCGAUAUUUUACAGAUAAUUCCGCCUUGCAACAUAUUUUAAAAUAUCAAAUAACAGAACUAGUUCUUCAUAAUCAUGAUAAAUAUUCCACUAAGACAUCGUUGAAAACUUAUAUUACACAUGUCUAUGCACAUAUCAUGCUUUUUCAAAAUCUAAAGCAGUUGACAAUUGUUGCGUCAUCAAUAAAUGAAUAUCCACCUUUAUCAUUUACUAAUCUACCAUCAACUAUUUAUUUCUCUUCAACGCUUACUGUAUUAUGUAUUUGUGUGUUUGGUUUUGAUGAUUGUCUAUUAUUACUUGAUGGUCGUCUAAAACAAUUAACCACAUUCAUCAUUCAGGUUCAUAAUAUCUACAAAGCAUCAUUUAUUCGUAGCAGUAUGGAUGAACUAAAAAGUCUGAAGUGUUUUUCAUUAAUAAGUUACAAUAUGACAUAUGAUUAUGAAUAUUUGGUUUUGCCACUUCUUCGCCGUAUGACACGUCUUGAAAAGUUAACUUUGUGUCUUCGCAUUUGGCGAGAUUCAUUCAUCGAUGGUACACAUCUUUCUAAUGAAUUUCUUGAUCAUAUGUGUGAACUUCGUACAAUCACAUUUUAUAUAAGUACAGAAGGAAUGGCUCGUGAUUCAGUUUAUCGUAAAUCUAGUGAUGAUAUUCAAAAAGCAUUUACAAAUAUAAAAUAUGGUCCAACGGCUUGUUUCAUAGAUCAUUUCCACAAGUUUGAAGCUAUAUGUCAUGUUUAUUCGUUACCAUUUACAUUUACUCGCUUGGAAAAGAUCACAACCCACUUUCCAAAUAUUGUACUCGACACUGUAACUCAUUUCCUUCUCUUUGAUAUCACGUUAAUGAAACAUGAAUUUUUCAUGCGAAUUAGUCGAGCUUUUCCAAUGCUGAUGCGUUUGACUACAGUUAAUACGAUGAUUCAGUCAUGGAAUCGUAAUGAACUAAAGUCUGAUAAAAAUCCAUUUAAUUCAAUUAUUGAAUUUUCUCAUCUUAUAUCACUUGAUCUUCGUCGUGCUAACACAGAUUAUGUUGUACAAUUUCUACUUGAAACAAGGACAUAUUUACCUUGUUUAACUGAGUUCAAAGUCAACUAUAACGACUUGGUAUUUGUUACAGCAAGAUUUGCAAGAGAUGCUACACGACGUAAUUGUUUCAAUGUGAAACAAUUCAUUUUUGAAAAGCAAAUAUAUUAUUCAAAAGAUAUUUAUCAAUAUUUUCCUUCAUUAUUGUAA
Rotaria socialis is the source of this 1578-nucleotide messenger RNA. Lineage: Eukaryota; Metazoa; Rotifera; Eurotatoria; Philodinida; Philodinidae. The record is from the annotation of a GenBank genome assembly.